This is a messenger RNA of Impatiens glandulifera, 1012 nucleotides long. Its product is annotated as vacuolar protein sorting-associated protein 2 homolog 3-like. The transcript has 11 exons. NCBI's taxonomy places the organism in Eukaryota, Viridiplantae, Streptophyta, Magnoliopsida, Ericales, Balsaminaceae. Gene Ontology annotation, cellular component: ESCRT III complex; multivesicular body. The coding region runs from base 318 to 965 and encodes 215 amino acids. Gene Ontology annotation, biological process: protein transport; endosome transport via multivesicular body sorting pathway; late endosome to vacuole transport. The record is from RefSeq and is a predicted model, not a curated record.
UAGAACUUAGAAGGGCCCAAAUCUCAACUUGUAGUAGAAUCCGCGUAUUUUUCUCUACGCUCCUGAAAGCUAGCUAGCACAGCAGGAGGAACUGAAAUUCUCUCUCUCGAUCAAAAUACUCGUUGAAGAAUUUCAGGAAUCGAUCUUCUUUUUGCAUUGCUUAACAAGGUACGAUCGACAAUUAGGGUUUUCAUUUCUGCGCAUUGGACUAAUUCGAGUGUUAACAAGGGAGUGAAGCUUCAACUUUUACUAUUCUGGCUGGGUGUUUUCUUCCGUCGAAGCAUUAGCUGGUUUGAAUCAGCCUCCUCCAAGACAAGAUGCUGAAAAUAUUUGCCAAAAAACCUUCUGCUAAAGAGGCACUUAGAGAGAGUAAAAGAGAAAUGGCGAAUGCCACCAGAGGUAUUGAGAAAGAAAUUACAGCUUUACAAAUGGAAGAAAAGAAACUCGUUGCUGAGAUCAAAAGAACUGCAAAAACAGGAAAUGAGGCUGCAACUAAAAUUCUAGCACGCCAAUUAGUCAGGCUUAGACAACAAAUUGCAAAGUUACAAGGUAGUCGAGCUCAAGUAAGAGGUAUAGCUACUCAGACACAGGCAAUGUCAGCUCAAUCAUCAGUUGCAGCUGGAAUGAAAGGAGCCACUAAAGCCAUGGCAGCAAUGAACAAGCAAAUGGAACCGGCUAAACAGACAAAAGCGAUAAGGGAAUUCCAGAAGCAAUCUGCACAAAUGGAUAUGACUACAGAAAUGAUGUCGGAUGCCAUAGAUGAUGUUCUUGAUAACGAUGAGGCGGAAGAUGAAACAGAUGAGCUGACAAACCAGGUGCUAGAUGAAAUUGGUGUUGAUGUUGCUUCACAGUUAUCAUCUGCUCCGAAAGGAAAAAUAGCUGGGAAGAAGACUGAGGAUGUUAGCACCACCAGAUCGAACAUUGACGAUCUAGAGGAGCGUUUGGCAGCUCUGAGAAAUCCAUGAAUACGAAGAAUGGUAAUGGAGAAUGUUUAUUUCCGCAAAAAAGAAGG